UUCGUGGUUGAUGCCUCCAACCCAACCCAGGUCUCCUCAUCCUGCAUCCAGCUGCUCUCCGUCCUCUCUGCAGAGCCACUCGUCUCCGUGCCCGUCCUGAUCCUCUUCAACAAGAUUGACCUGCCCUGCUACAUGUCGCUGGUGGAGAUGAAAUCGCUGUUCCGCAUGCAGGACAUCGUCUCCUGCGCCACACAGCCCAUCACGCUGCUGGAAACCAGUGCCCGUGAUGGCACUGGCCUGGCUGAUGUCCUGCAGUGGCUUCGGGCCACCUCCGGAGACCCUCGCUGA
This is a messenger RNA of Acanthisitta chloris (rifleman), 288 nucleotides long. RefSeq names its product ADP-ribosylation factor-like 16 (gene ARL16). The transcript is spliced from 2 exons. The annotation marks the transcript as partial. NCBI's taxonomy places the organism in Eukaryota, Metazoa, Chordata, Aves, Passeriformes, Acanthisittidae. Gene Ontology annotation, molecular function: GTPase activity; GTP binding. The record is from RefSeq and is a predicted model, not a curated record.